AUGCGUGGCUACAACCAUGACGUGACUGGGGGCCUUUUGGUCCCGCUUGAACUCUUUGAUGAAUGGCAAAAAAAUCCCGCGAGAUUCCGCAAUAAAUUUAAGGAGGGUAAAAUCACAAUCACUGAAGAGAUAUGGCCACGUUUUUGUUAUCCCGAAGGUACCAAGUACGAUCGUAAGCGAACAUUUUCUGGUCUCUUCCGUGGGCAUUUGAUUGUCCGGACUCUAAAUCAUAUCCUUACCGGCCCUUCGACCGCGUUCCAGACCGACCCCGACAAGAAUGCAAAGUCGAGCAAGGCCCAACUUCACAAGGUUGACAGAGUCGAAACUCAGCAUAUCGCCUACGCCGCCACUCAGUGUUACCUUCAUCUCUCAUCCCUCAGUAGUUGGAGCGAACUCGACAACCAGUUCUCACUACGUCUUUUUUACGAGAACAUUAUUGCAGUCCUUUCACUUGACAUCCCGUGGGCAAAGGAGACAUUGGAAUGGUACCAGACCCAGGUUCCUGGACUGCACAAGGUCAAGAAUGGUAGUCGUGGCAACAAUCGAGCAAUCCAGCAACGGGAAAUUGACCCUGUUGCAUUGCUGUUGGAGCAAGCCCAAGCGGAUGAGGCUGAAGCUCACCCGCCGCCACCUCCGACACCUCCACCACCUCCAGCGUCUCAGCAACGUGUCAGCGAGCCUCCUCGGCAAACCAAUCCGCCCCCUACGCAGUCUCCACGCGCAGCCACAUCACCGAUUCCUUCUCGAGAGCAACCCACACCACCAGCACCGAGUCCACGAAACGACGAUCAACAGAAGAAUGACGCCGACCUGGAGGAGAGUCUAUUCCCCGAGGACGAAGAAGAGGAUGCAGCCGGUGCCCAAUUCGCACGACGACGACGUACUAAUGAUGGAAAGGACAAUGAAACCGCUUGCGAUGAUGACGAUGACUUACUUCUCGCGGUGUUUGGGGGCAGGGAAAAUGGUCGGUCUGACAGUCCGCUUUCAGAACUCGAUUUUCUUCCCGAAGAUGAACCCGAGGUCGCAGUUCCGAAAAAGAAAAGCAAUUCACGCUCGGCAGCACAGCACCUAAACAGUGACGACGAAGACGACGAGCAACCUGUCCCCUCCAGGUCUCGCUCAGCCAGGCAGAAGCAACAGCCAGUCGACGAUUCGGUGAAUGCUUCGCGUCAAUCUCGGUCUCGGUUGAAGAGAAAAGCGACCGACGUGGUGGAAGAUGGGGGUGACGAUGAGGAAGAGGAGCUCGAGGAGGAGGAUGCGCCAAAGAGGAAGAAGAAGAAGGCAGAAAAGGCGAAGAAGCCAGUAAAGGCGAAGAAGAAGUAG
Coprinopsis cinerea okayama7#130 is the source of this 1323-nucleotide messenger RNA. RefSeq lists its product as hypothetical. NCBI's taxonomy places the organism in Eukaryota, Fungi, Basidiomycota, Agaricomycetes, Agaricales, Psathyrellaceae. The coding region runs from base 1 to 1323 and encodes 440 amino acids. The transcript has 6 exons. The record is from RefSeq and is a predicted model, not a curated record.